Messenger RNA from Diorhabda sublineata, 1604 nucleotides. RefSeq names its product sarcoplasmic calcium-binding protein (gene CBP). Lineage: Eukaryota; Metazoa; Arthropoda; Insecta; Coleoptera; Chrysomelidae. The record is from RefSeq and is a predicted model, not a curated record. Gene Ontology annotation, molecular function: calcium ion binding. The coding region runs from base 161 to 958 and encodes 265 amino acids. The transcript is spliced from 6 exons.
UGGAAACAGAGAUACUUGUUGGUAGAUGUUGUUUUUGUUGAUAAUCUGUUCUAUAAAUUGGUUAAUGUUAUUGACCGGUAAUCACAUACAGCGCGCACCAGCAUUCUAGUGAAAGUCUUAAAUAAUAAAUAAUUUUAAUUUUGAAUUCGUUAUAUUAAAAAUGGCAGUGUCUAUUCUUAAACAUUGUGGUAAAUAUGGUGUUGAAGUUAUGAAGAAAAAUAUCCUCAGUGAAUGUAGUCUUUACAUCUUAACAAUGAAAACGACUUCGAAUCAAAGACAUCCAUUAUUAAUACCGCCAAGCUUUAACGUUCACCAGGUAAUGAGAAACUAUAGUAAACAUGUUAAACAUUCCCAUGCAGAGAGACGAUAUGACUCUGAUUCUGAAUCAGAUAGUGAUUUAGAAUGGAUCGGUCAUCGAGGUGAAUCUGAUUUUUGGAGAAGGAAAAUUAGAACAUUUCAUGGAAUCAUCGAUUUAAAUAAGGACGGCGUAAUUUCAUUUGAUGAUUUUAAACUUCUUAGCGACAGGUUUAUUAAUUUAGGUCAUUUACAAUCCGACCAAGUCCAAAAAUUUCAAGAAGUUUUAAGGAGCUUAUGGGAAAAACAGUUUGGAGAAAUUUCCCCCUACAAUUUGGUAUCAGUUGAAAGAUAUUUAGAAAAUAUGCAUCACGUUUUAAAUGAUAAAAGGCUUGUCAGGAAAGCACAUUCAUUUUUACCAUAUUUAUUCAAAGCUGUGGAUAAAGACAGAUCCGGAGAAAUAACAGUAGAAGAAUUUAAACUUUUCUUCAAGGUUUUAGGCUUAAAAGAGCACGAUGCAGUAUUGGCUUUUAGAGCGAUAGAUUCAAAUGUUGAUGGGAAAAUUUCACAUAAAGAAUUCGUCAAACACGGUAGAGAUUUCUUUUUAACUGAAGAUCCAGACAGAAUAAGUAAAUAUUUUUGGGGUCCACUCGUAGAACAUUAAACAUUUUUACUCUGUUGUACUUUAUGUAAAAUAGUAUCGAGAUUUUGAAAUCCGUUUUUUGAAGCAAGUAAUCGAUUCUCUGUGGCGGUCUCACGUUUCAAGUAUUGCUACGUUGCCAGACUGACUACAUAAUUUACACAUCUCGUACAAACUUAUUCUUACCUUAAACAUUAAGCUGCUAAAAUAAGUUUUUUGUUUGUUUUAACAAGAUUUAUUUGUUAUUAUUUCAUACAUAUCUAUAAAUUAAGAUUUAUUUCGUUAAAAUUGUACAACAACUCGUAUAGUAAAAUUUUUUAUAAUGUAUGUGGUUUUUUAUGGACCCCUACAUAGUUACGCAUUAUUAUGUAAAGCUUUUUUAUUAUAAUUUUCAUAAUAAUUUCACAUUAUGUAUUUAUUGUGAUUGACAAAGAGAUGGAAUGAAAAUGUAAUGACAUGCUGAAUAUAGGGAAACUUUAAGUGAAUUUUUAAUACGUGUUAUGAACGAAUUAAUUACUUGAUAUCACAUUAAUUACAUCAAAAUUUCUUUUUAUUUUCCCAUGAUCGAAAAGAAAGACAAUGUUACGUCCUCUCUUAGCUAGUUUUAACAAAUUGUUAAGUAAUUCUGCAUUUUUAUUUAUUAAUUUCUACAAUGGAACAUAAUUUGUAA